Salvelinus namaycush (lake trout) is the source of this 1385-nucleotide messenger RNA. Its product is annotated as capZ-interacting protein-like. The record is from RefSeq and is a predicted model, not a curated record. The transcript has 4 exons. The coding region runs from base 1 to 897 and encodes 298 amino acids. NCBI's taxonomy places the organism in Eukaryota, Metazoa, Chordata, Actinopteri, Salmoniformes, Salmonidae.
AUGCCUGUAUUUGUAUGUAACUAUUCUGUCAUUGUGUUGCAGAGGAAGCCUGUUAAAAGGAGACCUCCUCCGUGCUCCCUGCAGCUCCACAACGUUAAACCUGACCAUGGGGAACCGGAGAAACCCAGCAUCGUCUCUCCGCACCCCCCCAAAGUCAAGAUGAAGACUUCCAGGAGUUCCCCCCUCAUCGAGAAGCUGCAGGCAAACCUAACCCUGUCGCCCACCUCUCUGCUACCCUCGCCCAAGAGUCCCGAGGUGAAGCUGGCGCCGACGCCCAUCUCCCCCGCAACGCAUUGCUUCUUUCCUACAAGCCCCUGCAGCCCACUCAGCCCCACCCUGAGGCCCCAGCUGUCCAGCGAGGAGGAGGAGCCGGUAUGCUUUGAGAGCCCGGCGGAGGGGACCCCAUUACCCAGCUUCAACAAGAGUCGAGUUCGGCUGUCCUUCAAGAGGCGUCCACCCACACGGCAGCACCGGCAGUUUUGUGUCGAGGAGAGCGUAGUCUCUGAGGGAGGGGGUGUGUUCCAAGGUAACCCAGACGUCCCGCAGGUGAACGGGGCCGAGGACCAGGUGGACCAGGUGUUUGAGCAGACGGAGGGGGGCGAGGAGACACAGGGAAGCCGCCCGUCUCACCCAGACACUCUGACAGAGACUGGAGACAAUGACAGGGACAGUGAACAGGCCAAAGAGGACAAAGUGCUGGAGGAGGAGACAGGAGAGGCAGCCCCAGCCACCCAGGAUGGGAGGGAGGAAGCUGGGGAACAGGCGCUAGGUGAGCCCCAGGCUUCAGAUUCUCUGGAGGCCAUAGAUAAGGAGGAAGGGUCUUGUAGCUCUUAUGGAACAAUAGGAGACAACAACCAAACAGAAGAACAGAAGGAUCCAGCCUCAGGAGAGGGAUGAAAACCUCUGAACAAUGUUUACAAAUCACUGUUGAAGAAAUCAUACAAUCAGUCAUUGGGUGAGUCCCACGUUGGCACCCUACUGCUUUAUAGUGCACUACUUUUGACCAGAGCCCUGGUUAAAAGUAAUGCGCUAUAUAAGGAAGUGGGGUCGUCAUUUGGGAUUCACCCUCAUUAAUUAUGAAACUAAUUAUGAAACUGUUUUCUAAGAACACUCUUUGGACAUUCUUCAUCCUCUUGGUUCCCAGAACUAAAUCUUUCCUUUGCACCACCUGUCACAUUUUAAUGUGUCUGUUAGCAAUGUAUAGACAAUCCUCUGCAUCGCUUUGUGUUCUAUCAGAUACUGUUGGGGGUGAUACUUUAUUGUUUCUGCAGCAGUUUGAAGUAAUAGUUAUCUUUAUAGUAUUUGGCCCAGGUGUCUCACCUCUCCUGGUCACGUCUCCUGGUCACCUCUCACCUCUCCUGGUCACCUCUCACCUGGUCAUCUCU